Leptosomus discolor (cuckoo roller) is the source of this 2183-nucleotide messenger RNA. Lineage: Eukaryota; Metazoa; Chordata; Aves; Leptosomiformes; Leptosomidae. The record is from RefSeq and is a predicted model, not a curated record.
AUGGCGACAAGCAGCAGCAGGAACUGCGCCCUGAGCAGGGACAGCCCUCAGGGCACUGUGGGGAACCUGCUGAUCCAGGCCCUGGAAAACCUCUCCGAGCUGGAUUUUAAAAAAUUUCGGGAUGCACUGGCUCAUGGAGACCUGCGGGGCAGGAGCUGCGUUCCCUGGGGGCGGCUGGAGAAGGCUGACUGUGUGAAUACAAAGAACCUCAUGUUGGAUUUCUACGGCGGGGAGGCUGCCCUGGAUGUGGCAAUAGUCGUCUUUGAGAGCAUCCAGCUCCGCAACGCCGCCGCCCUGCUCCAGGAAAGCAGAGAGAAAGCCCUGGGGCCCGCUCGUCUGCCGGGUUCAUCGUCACCAGAUUACCAGCGGAAUUACAAAAAGGCCAUACGCCAGGCGUACAGCCGCAUGAAGGACCAAAACGCCCGGGUGGGCGAUAGCGUGAGCCUGAACGCCAGGUACUCGAAGCUGGUGAUUGUCAACAAGCACCUUGACAAAGAGCAGCGGGAGCAUGAGAUCAUGGCCACGGGACGGAGGCACGCGGAGAUCAUGAAGGAGCAAGCCAGCUCCUCCAUCGCUGUCAGUGACCUCUUCAAGCCUGAACCUGAUGGCUGGGUCCCCAAGGUGGUCGUGCUCCUGGGAGCCGCAGGCGUGGGCAAGACGAUGACGGCCAGGAAGAUCAUGCUGGACUGGGCGUCUGACAAGGUGUUUGCGGAGUUCGACUACGUCUUCUACAUCCACUGUCGGCAGGGCAACCUCCUCACCCGCAAGGCCAGCAUGGCCGAGCUCAUCACCCAGUGCUGUCCUGGCAGCCCUCUGCCACUUGACGAGACGCUGUGGCAGUCGGAGGGGCUCCUGUUCAUGAUUGACGGCUUCGACGAGCUCCGCUUUUCCUUUGACCGGCCCGAGUCUGAGCUGUGCUCCGAGCCCUUGGAGCAGAGGCCGGUGGAAAUCACCCUGAGCAGCCUUUUCUGCAGGAAGCUCCUGCCCAAGAGCUCCCUGCUUGUCACCACGAGGCCGGCUGCCCUGCAGAAACUGGGCAAGUACGUGGAGGGCGAGCGCUAUGCUGAAAUCCUGGGGUUUUCGGAGGCGGAGAGGAAGGAGUACUUCCACAGGUUUUUCGAAAAUGAGGAGAAGGCAGCUGCCGCCUUCCAGUUCGUCAGACAGCUCAACCACGCCGGGGGUCUCACCCAAAGCCCGAAGACGACGACGGCGAUCUACAUCCUCUACCUUUCCGCCCUGCUCCGGUCUCUGAGCGGCCAUCAGAAGGGAGGCAUGCCCGGGGUGCUCAGGCGGCUGUGCUGCCUGGCAGCCGACGGCAUCUGGAAGCAGAAGGUCCUCUUCGAGGAGAAGGAGGUGCAGGGGUACGCGCUGGACCAGCAAGAAGCCCUCCCGCUCCUCCUCAACGAGUACCUCUUCCAGAAGGACAUCUCCUGUGUCAGCACCUACAGCUUCAUCCACCUCAGCUUCCAGGAGUUUUUCGCGGCGCUCUUCUACCUGCUGGAAGAUGAAGGGGAGGUGUGGGAACCCCUCAAAGGUCCCACCAGGGAUGUGAAGGAGCUGUUGGAGAGCUACGGCAACUCCAGGAACUACUUCAUGCUCACUGUGAGGUUCCUCUUUGGGCUCUUAAACAAGGAACGCAGGAGGGAGCUGGAGGAGGAGAUGGGGUGUCAAAUCACACCCAGGGUUACGCAGGAAUUACUGGUAUGGCUCCAAACCAGCCAGAAGACGGCCUUAGCUCUUCUGACACAGGAGACGGCGAUGAUCCGCGAGCUGGAGGUCUGCUACUGUCUGUAUGAGCUCCAGGACGAGUGUUUUGUGGCGACCGCCUUGGAUCCUUUCACAGGGGUGUACCUGCGGGGGCUCAACCUUAACCGCUUCGACCAGAUGGUCCUCUCCUUCAGCGUGAAGAACUUCCCCAAGCUGGAGUCGCUUGACCUGGGGCACUGCUCCUUUCUGUGGGACGAGCUCGAGGACCGUGCGGGCCCGCAGCCGGCCAAGCAGGCGUGUCGGUUCGAUCAGUGUCAGCUCACAGGCGCCUGCUGCGGGGAUCUGGCCUCUGUUCUCAGCGUAAACCCCACCCUGACGGAGCUGGACCUGGCCGGGAACGAGGACCUGAGGGACGGCGGCGUGAAGCUGCUGUGCGAGGGGCUGAGACGCGGCGCCUGCCAGCUGCAGACACUGCG